AUGGACAAAAGACUGAAAAAGUUAGAGCAAAUACAAAAGGAUAUGCAAGAACAAAUGCAGUCACAGAUGCAAGAGCAGCUGGCUAAGAUUCAACAAGAGAUGAAAGAACAGAUGAUGGAGUCCCAAAGAGAGAUGAUGAGUCAGUUGUCCCAAUUGCUGAUGGGAAGAGUGGAUAAAGGAAAAGGUCCUAUGGAUAAUGUUGGGGAAAAUAAUGAAGACCCUCAGUAUCCUCCUGGCUUCACUCCUACACAUGUGCAGACACAACCUGAGAUUAAUUUGCAGAAACCAUCUGUUAUGAUCAGGCUUCAACAGUUUCAGGCUGGAGUUUCAAUACCAAUGAACUUUCAAGCUAGUUCAAGCUAUAAUCCUGCUAACAACUCAAAUAAUCCAAUGGUCCCUGAUUUGGAUGAAGUUGCAAAAGAGGAAAGAGCAAAGGUAGAGUUACAAAAGCAGCUAGAAGAACGGUGUAAAUGGCUGGAGGAAAAGGUCAGACCAAUAGAAGGUGUUAAUAGACAUCCGGGAAUUGAUGCAAAAGAUCUAAGUUUGGUCCUAGACUUAGUACUUCCAUAUAAGUUCAAGAUGCCAAAGUGUGAGAAAUAUAAUGGAACGAGCUGUCCUAAAGCUCAUAUCACUAUGUUUUGUAGAACAAUGACUGGGUAUGUUCACAAUGAUCAAUUGUUGAUUCAUUGCUUACAAGACAGUUUGGUAGGAGUAGCUGCUAAAUGGUACAAUCAGUUGAGUCGAAACAGAAUUAGUUCAUGGAGAGAUUUAGCACAGGCGUUCAUGAAGCAGUACAGUCAUGUGACGGAUAUAACUUCUGAUAGGAUUACUCUGCAGAAUAUGGAGAAGAAACCAAAUGAAAGUUUUAAGCAGUAUGCACAGAGAUGGAGGGAAAUGGCUAUUCAAGUUCAGCCGCCGCUCUUGGAGAAGGAAACUACAAUGCUCUUUAUUAACACCUUAAAAGCUCCAUUCAUAACUCACAUGUUAGGGAGUGCCACGAGGAGUUUUGCGGAUGUGGUCAUGAUAGGAGAAAUGAUCGAGAAUGCUAUAAGGAAUGGAAGGAUAGAUGCAAGAGAAAGUGCUAAAAGGUUUGUUCCACAGAAAAAGGAAAAUGAGGUGAACAAUGCAAACAAGGGAUAUUCAAAGUCUGUUACUAUAAGUCAACCAAAAGCGGUAACUGCUGGUCAAGGUUCAUCAAGGCAGGAAUCUGGAACAAGGCAGAAUAAUGAGAAGAUUCAAUUUACACCAAUUCCCAUGAUGUAUAAAGAGUUAUUUCAAAGUUUGUUCGAUGCACAUGUGGUGGCAUCUUUUUAUUUAAAGCCGUUCCAGCCUCCGUUCCCUAAAUGGUACGAUGCCAAUGCUCAAUGUAGUAUCACGUAG
Molecule: messenger RNA, 1380 nt
Organism: Gossypium arboreum
Lineage: Eukaryota; Viridiplantae; Streptophyta; Magnoliopsida; Malvales; Malvaceae
Exons: 1
Coding region: 1-1380 (459 amino acids)
Source: RefSeq, a predicted model, not a curated record